This is a messenger RNA of Chenopodium quinoa (quinoa), 3116 nucleotides long. RefSeq names its product protein KINESIN LIGHT CHAIN-RELATED 3-like. Gene Ontology annotation, molecular function: protein binding. The transcript is spliced from 3 exons. Bases 616 to 2766 code for a protein of 716 amino acids. NCBI's taxonomy places the organism in Eukaryota, Viridiplantae, Streptophyta, Magnoliopsida, Caryophyllales, Amaranthaceae. The record is from RefSeq and is a predicted model, not a curated record.
CAGAUACCCCCUUUCCACUUAUGCAGUUACCCUGUUUUUGGUAAGAUUUAAACUUUUACUCCGUAGUCUUUAAGUUUUAAGUUAAGAUUCUUACCAAGUGAGGUUCGGGAAAUUAAUACCCGAAAAAACGGCAAUAAAUUGAAGAAAAAUGCAGAAAAAAACAGCAUACGUAGCGGCGGUUGCAAAGACAGGGAGAGAUAGAUAGACGAUUAGCCGAUUAUUCGACGAGUGAGUGGGGUUAGGGGAGAAGUCCACUUCUCUCUCCUCUGACAUUCCACCUUCUCUUCUUCCUUUUUUCCCAUUUUACCCUUCUCUAUUUCUUCAUAUCCUCUCCUUCUGUCUUCUUCCGUUAUUCUAUGAAAAUUACAGUUUUUUUUUUUUUUUUCCUUCUGUAUUUUCCAUUUCUUCUUCUUGUCUCUGUUUCUCUCUCCUCCCUACUAUAUAAUUGUCUCCUUUCUCUCACCUUUUUCUUUAAAAACUAUUCUUCCCUAAAAAACGCUUCAUUUUCCACUCAUAUUCGUGUUCACAUUCUCCCCAAUGGUCGAUUUAUAAGAUUGAAUAACUUUCCAAUUUAAGAAAGUUUGCCGUUAAAAAUUUAAGUUUUGAGGUGAAAAGAUGCCUGGGGUUGUUGUGGAGGGAUUAAAUGAAGAUGGGUUAGAAGCCAAUGUGACACCCAGUAAGGAAACUUCUGUUCAGAACAUGAGGUCUCCAAAGAGUACAUUGAGCCCUCAAAGUCCUAGGAGUGUUGAGGAGGAAGAAGGUCAAUUGGAGGGGGGUGUUGACACCUCAAUUGAGCAACUUUAUGAUAAUGUGUGUGAUAUGCAGAGUUCAGAUCAGUCGCCUUCGAGGCGUAGUUUCAUGACCGAGGAUGAUAACGAGUCUCGAAUUGAUUCCGAGUUGAGACAUCUUGUGGGUGGAGGAAUGAGGGAAGUGGAGAUCAUGGAAGAGGAAGUAGCGGAGGAGGAAAUUCAUGGUGAGUCUGAUAAGGGAGAAAAUGGUUCUGGUGGUGAGUAUUCGGGUUUGAUGGAAAAGACUCGAUCUUCGAGUGCAAAAUCUGCAUCUUCAGGGAAUUCUAAGAAGGCUUCCGUUUUGCAGCUAGAACCUGAGGAAUGUACAAAACCUAGUCCAGAGAAGAAAACUGAGAAACAGAAUGGCAAAAUAGUGAAGAAAAAGGCAACCCCUCCUAAGAAGCAGAGGAAUUUCCCACUUGCAGGAUCUGAUUCUGCCUUGGAUAACCCAGAUCUUGGACCCUUUUUGCUAAAGCAAGCUAGGGAUUUGAUCUCGUCAGGAGAUAAUCUCCACAAGGCUCUUGAUUUUGCACUUCGAGCCUCAAAAUCAUUUGAAAUAUGUGCCAAUGGGAAACCCAGUUUAGACCUGGUCAUGUCUUUACAUGUUGUAGCAGCAGUAAAUUGUAGCCUUGGUCAGUAUAACGAGGCAGUUCCAGUUCUUCAGCGAUCCAUUGAGAUACCAGUUAUUGAGGAUGGUGGCAAUCAUGCACUUGCUAAAUUUGCGGGGAAUAUGCAACUUGGGGACACUUACGCAAUGCUUGGACAACUUGAGAAUUCAAUAUCAUGCUAUACUAAAGGGCUGGAAAUUCAAAGACAAGUCCUUGGUGAAAAUGACCCUCGAGUUGGUGAAACAUGCAGGUAUUUGGCCGAAGCCCAUGUUCAAGCAAUGCAAUUUGAUGAGGCUGAGAAGCUUUGUCAGAUGGCACUUGAUAUUCAUAGAGAGAGUGGUUCACCAGCUUCCCUUGAAGAGGCGGCAGAUAGAAGGCUUAUGGGUCUAAUCUGUGAAACAAAGGGUGACCAUGAAAAAGCUCUGGAGCACUUAGUAUUAGCUAGUAUGGCAAUGGUAGCCAACGGUCAAGAAAAAGAGGUGGCGUCUGUUGAUUGCAGCAUUGGAGAUACAUACUUGUCUCUCUCUCGAUAUGAUGAAGCAAUUUUUGCCUAUGAGAAAGCCUUGACAAGUUUCAAGGCAACUAAAGGAGAGAACCAUCCUUCAAUCGCUUCAGUAUUUGUUCGCCUUGCUGAUUUGUAUAAUAAGACUGGUAAGCUUAGAGAGUCCAAGUCAUAUUGUGAAAAUGCUUUACGCAUCUAUAGCAAACCUAUUCCUGGAAUCCCUCAGGAGGAAAUUGCAAGUGGGUUCACUGACGUUUCUGCCAUUUAUGAGUCAAUGAAUGAGCUUGAUCAGGCUAUUAAGCUGCUCCAAAAGGCUCUGAAAAUAUAUGGUGAUUCCCCUGGACAACAGAGUACAGUUGCAGGGAUUGAAGCACAGAUGGGAGUCAUGUACUACAUGCUUGGGAAAUAUACUGAAUCUUACAAUUCUUUCAAGAGUGCUGUUACUAAGCUCCGUGCCAGUGGAGAGAAGAAGUCUGCCUUUUUCGGAAUAGCUCUUAAUCAAAUGGGGCUCACUUGUGUCCAAUGUUAUGCCAUCAAUGAGGCAGCAGAAUUAUUUGAAGAAGCUAGGAGUAUUCUGGAGCAAGAAUAUGGUCCAUAUCAUCCCGAUACUCUUGGUGUAUACAGUAAUCUUGCAGGGACUUAUGAUGCAAUUGGCAGGUUGGAUGAGGCCAUAGAAAUAUUAGAAUAUGUAGUUGGAAUGAGAGAGGAAAAGUUGGGAACAGCAAAUCCUGAUGUGGAUGAUGAAAAGAGGAGGUUGGCUGAACUGCUAAAAGAAGCUGGCAAAGUUCGCAACCGAAAAGCUAGAUCUCUGGAAAAUCUUCUUGAUGCAAACCCUCAACAAUUUAAUGAUAAUGGUAUUAAGGUAUGAAGAAGUAUAGGAUUUAUUUAUAAGAAAGUAAAAGAGUAAAGAAAAAGGUGGUAUUGAAAUGAUUAGAUUCUUAUUUUGGAGGGUUUUAAAAAUAAAAUGCUUAAUCUUGUUGUGGUAUUGAUUCUUAAUAUCAUUCUUAUUUGUCUAAAGCUGUUGAUCUUCUCUAUUAGAUUCUGAUAUCAUACUUUGUAUAAAUGGCAGUCCUUUUGUACCUAUGAAUCUUUUCUUGCUUAAUUAAAGAAGUGAUACACAAGCAAUUUGUAUGUAUAUGUUCUUGAAUUCUUCAUGUCAUAUUGUAACGAUUUGGAUUAAUGUGAAUACUUUCCUGCUCUUUGAGCAUGCUUCUAGAA